Klebsormidium nitens is the source of this 1673-nucleotide messenger RNA. The record is from the annotation of a GenBank genome assembly. NCBI's taxonomy places the organism in Eukaryota, Viridiplantae, Streptophyta, Klebsormidiophyceae, Klebsormidiales, Klebsormidiaceae.
ACAAUGCGAAUUAGGAAGACGGUUCCUUCUUGCAAGUUGCAGUGGUAGCAGCCUGAGGCUGCAGCUGCAUUCAACGUUGGUUCAGAUCGAGAAGCUUUCAAGGGUGUGAGGAUCAGGAGGGAGGGGAGCGCCUUGCUUGCUUCUUUACCACCUUAUAUGGCUGUGCUGCUCUACGAAGGCUUUCAAUUAAGCAGCACAACGGCUUUUUUGGCGAAGAAGAGAGCAGAUCACAAUCGAGCUAAAGUCAGCUGCUCCUCGUUGCGAAGAACACUGGCUUGUCUCGAUUCAUUGCUUGCAAAGCGGGAGCACCAGGUAGGUUGCGCCGGACCGGGUGGACGGGUGGGAUCAAGUUGAGGGUAGCAUGACGCCCUCAAUAACGAUAGUCCGUACGGACCGAUCCGAGUUCCUCGAGCAAGAUCUGGCGGUCCCCCUGAGCCAGCUUUCCAGAUCCCAUGUGUCAGAGGUUGCCACCUCAUCAGCAGGAAGCAACUUGGUGUUGUUGGGAGAUGUUGCCACUUGUGAGCGGGAUAGUCUUGCAGUUCCUAUUGAGGAGAUCAGUGCGGCGGGAACUAGUGGUGCUCAGGAAGGGGCUGGCAGUGAGGAGGUGAAUAGAACGUCGACGCGGUUGAUACGACGGAGGCGGUUCCGCCCCUGGCGACUCCCCUUCGCCGCAGCCAAACGGGCCUCUGAUUGGGUUGGGCAAAGGGUUGACCGGACGCGAGCUUUCUUGUGUCACCACUGGCACCUCCUCAGAACGGGGGAGAGCGCCACAGAGCUUGUCAUUGUGUUCUCGCCGAUCGUGGCCGCGUCUUCGCUCGCAUACCUCGGCCCCGCCAUGUGUUUCUGGGCCACCAAGAAGCUGGCGAUGACGGCUCUCUUCUCGAUGAUCACGUUCACCAGCCUCCAAGCGGACAGUCUGCAGCCGAACAACAAGCUGUGGUGCAUGACAGACCGGACCAUCGCAACUGUGGCAGUGAUUACUGGCCCAGUUCGCACCUUCCUGCACGCGGCGGCCACCUUUGACAUGAAAAUCAAAAUCGCUAUUCUGUCCACAGUCGCGUUGUCAUGCUUGGCAUGGAGCCGGUCGUCAAAGUCACAAAGUGACUUCGUCUUGAGGCACACUUGCUGGCACAUUGUAUCUGCAGCGGGGCUUUCUUGGAUGGCCCUUCGGAGCGCCUACUUGGUGCAGCAAUAUGAGGCCAAACUGCUACUCACUGUGGCAGAGCUCGUUGCUUGAAUGAUAAUGGGACUGAACAUACCAAUUGGCAGAUUGGUUGCGACAGUCUAGGGCAUACCAACGCAUUCUGUUGGGUGCUUUUGUCAAAGAGCAGGUUAAUUAUGUCGUGCACAAGAGCACAGCCGCAGCAGCCCGCCGCUCCAUUUUAUCGACCGUUUCCUCACGAGCUGUGGGGUCAAAUAUAGAAAGGCUAACGCGAUACUGCGCAUUGAUUAUUGGUAACCGCUUGACACAAACGCCUCAAAGAGCUGCGUCGUCAUGGACAGCUUAAACAAAGUGCAAAACGCAAAGAUUGAGUUCCUCAGUACAUUUUGAGUGUUCCUCACUACAAUUGAGUGUUGAGGGUCCCUUACAGAUACUUAAAAAGAUGCUUCAAUUGCUUGCAUUCACCCGUAAAAUGUACCACUCUUGACAUUCGACUACUUGUGAAUCAUGC